UCUAUUAUAAAACCUUUCACCUAUUCCUCAAAAGGUUGUACACAUUUAUCACACUAAAUUCUCUUUGAUUUCUUGUCAAUGGUGGCAACAACCAAACCUCCACAACCGUCACUCUCCUUACCAUGGAAAACACGCAUUCAUAUUUCCCUUUUCUCCGCCGUCACCGAAGCAUGUUCCCGGAAAAACGGCACUGUCAACCGUGGUCUUCUUAAGUACUUACUCGACUUCCGGACUCCGCCAACCUCAAAAUCAGUCAACGGCGUAGCAUCACAUGACGUGGUUGUAGACGAGACUCGUAACCUCUGGUUCCGUGUCUACGUACCUACACAACACGCCGGUGAAGAUCUCCCGGUGAUCGUGUUCUUUCACGGAGGUGGAUUCGCUUUCCUCUCCCCUGAUGUCGAAAUGUACGAUGUGGUGUGCCGCCGCUUCGCGAGGAAAGUACCGGCCAUUGUUGUGUCUGUGAACUACCGCCUUUCGCCGGAGCAUCGGUAUCCGGCCCAACAUGAUGAUUGCUUCGAUGUGCUGACGUUCCUUGAUGAUGAAGAGAAUAGGUCUAAAUGUUUGCCGGAAAAUGCGAAUAUGUUGCGCUGCUUUAUUGCUGGAGAUAGCGCAGGUGGAAACUUAGCUCAUCAUGUUGCUCAACGAGCCUGUGAAUUCAACUUCCGACGACUCAAGGUGAUCGGAGUUGUAGCAAUUCAACCAUUCUUUGGUGGCGAGGAGCAGACGGAUUCCGAGACCCGACUCGACGGAACACCGAUUGUUUCCAAAAGGCGAACAGAUUGGUUUUGGAAGGUGUUUUUGCCGAAAGGAGAAGGGUUCAAUCGGGACCACCCAAUCAGCAACGUUAGCGGACCAAACGCGGUGGACAUAUCAAAAGUAGAUUUUCCGGCGACCAUGGUGGUGGUGGCGGGAUUUGACCCCUUAUAUGACUGGCAAAAAAGGUACUAUAAGUGGCUGAAAGAGUCGGGGAAAGAAGUGUACUUGUUUGAAUAUCCAAACAUGUGUCAUGCAUUCUAUCUCUUUCCUGAAUUGCCAGAAUCUGAACACCUUUUUGGCCAAGUGAAAGAUUUCAUUGAAAAGGUAUCGAGCAAUGUUGCUACUUUGUAGACAAAUUAGUUGUGCCAAACUCGUAUCAUGUUGUAUAAUAUUUGGCUCGGUGGUUUAUAAGUGAUUCUACAAAUAAAUAAAUAAAGUCUGGGAGUUUUGAGAAUGUGGUAGUUUAUAAAAUGGUUGAAAAGAUUUAAUUCGGACGUAUCACCAAUUGCCAACGUAUCUAAAUGGCCGACUAUUUGUUAAG
Messenger RNA from Lactuca sativa (garden lettuce), 1300 nucleotides. Its product is annotated as putative carboxylesterase 18. Lineage: Eukaryota; Viridiplantae; Streptophyta; Magnoliopsida; Asterales; Asteraceae. The record is from RefSeq and is a predicted model, not a curated record. Gene Ontology annotation, molecular function: hydrolase activity.